CUUUUUACCCCGUCGGCCUUAUACAUCCAUCCGGGUUGGAAUGAGGUUAACCUUGCCCCAUCAGCAAUAUCACCAUCAACAUAAUCUUGGUCUGCUGUAUACAAAUUCAAUCAAUCUGUAGAAUCUACCCUUCUGGAAGACUUCCAAUCUCCCCAAUACUCUUCACUCUCUGCGAAGCUAAUCAGUCUUACCCACACACACAAUCAUACUGCUAUACUUAUCCAACAAUAAUGAAAGCGAUAGUCACAAAACGGUUCCUGCCCGAGCGGUUAAUCAACUUUGCUCUUGAUAGUUCAGUUGGGAAUGGCGCACAAGUUGCAGAUAUCCCGAUCCCAGAAAUUACAGAAAACGAGGUCCUGGUCAAAGUAUGUGCGGUGGCGCUAAAUCCAAUAGACUUCAAGGACAUCGAUUACUUUUCUCCACGGAAUAGGGUUGCUGGCUGCGACUAUGCGGGUCAGGUGACCAAGGUUGGGAAGAAUUCAGCACAGCGUUGGAAAGUUGGGGACAGAAUAGCUGGCUUUGUUCAUGGCGGAUUGUACCCUGAUGUUGGCUCAUUCGCUGAGUACCUCAAAGUCGACGGAGAUCUCGCCUGGAAAGUACCCGACACGAUGAGCUACGCCGAAGCAGCUACCUACGGAGUUCCAGCAGCUACGGCGCUGCUUGCACUCGCAUACCUUGACAUUCCCUGGGCAGGUAUCGAGAAGGGGCGCGACCUGCACACCGAGCAAUCGUCGAUUCUCAUUUAUUCUGGCGGUUCGAAUGUCGGUCUCUUCACGAUCCAGCUAGCCAAGAGGGCAGGUUUGAAGGUCGUUGUAACGGCAUCGCCACGUUCUUUUGAUCUUGUGAAGCGAUAUGGUGCAGAUGCUGUCUAUGAUUACCGGUCUCCAACAGCAGCCGCAGAAAUUGUUAAAGCCUAUCCAGAUAUUACAGGAGCUUUGGACUGUUUCUCAGAGGGAGGUUCCACCGCAUUUUGCGCCAGUGUGAUGAAAAAGGGCAAAGUGAUAACGUUACUUGACCGAGGGAAGGCGAAUAAACCAGACAUCGAGUAUAAAUAUUUGAUGGUCUACACUGUCUUCGGUCGGCAGUUCAGCAUGGUGGCGCCACUAGGUCCUACGUUUCCAGCCGUCCCGUCUGAUCUCCAGGCUCUUCGUCAGUUUUAUGCUGGUCUACCAAAUCUGUGCCUUGAUGUUGUGAAACCACCACCUAUCACAACCACACAAGGAGGAUUCAAGGAGAUAUUCGAGGGCUUGAACAAGAUCCGAAAGGGAGAAAGCCGGGGCACCAAGCUUGUCGUGGAAUUCGAAUGAGGAUGCUGCUCUUUCCUUAUCUCUUGCCUUCGUGAUUGACAACCUACCAGGCGCUGUUUGGCAGCCUUUUCUCUGCUUUUUCGUUGGAAAUGAAAUGACUUGAUUCGCUAGGACUUAUGUAAUGGCAGACCUGUAGAUGAUGAAAUGAUGAAGAUCAAUGGAUCGUCUAAUACAUUGUCAAUUCUAUUAGCAAUAUAUUCU
Molecule: messenger RNA, 1508 nt
Organism: Aspergillus novofumigatus IBT 16806
Lineage: Eukaryota; Fungi; Ascomycota; Eurotiomycetes; Eurotiales; Aspergillaceae
Product: zinc-binding alcohol dehydrogenase family protein
Exons: 1
Coding region: 231-1307 (358 amino acids)
Molecular function (GO): oxidoreductase activity, acting on NAD(P)H
Source: RefSeq, a predicted model, not a curated record